Brassica rapa (field mustard) is the source of this 964-nucleotide messenger RNA. RefSeq names its product protein TIFY 9. The record is from RefSeq and is a predicted model, not a curated record. Gene Ontology annotation, biological process: response to wounding; regulation of defense response; regulation of jasmonic acid mediated signaling pathway. Gene Ontology annotation, cellular component: nucleus. Lineage: Eukaryota; Viridiplantae; Streptophyta; Magnoliopsida; Brassicales; Brassicaceae.
ACAUGAAAAAUCAUUUUUUAUCAUUACUUCUUCUCGCGCGUCUUCAUCUUAAAAAAACAUCAUCUCCUUCAUAUCUCUCUCCUCUCUCUCUCUUUCUUUAUCUCUCUGCUUCAACGUGAAAUAAGAACCAAACAUGUCUAAGGUUACCACAGAGCUUGACUUCUUCGGUCUUGAGAAGAAGCAGACCAACAACGGUCCUAAGCCUAAGUUCAAGAAACUUCUUGACCGCGGUCGUAGUUUCCGAGAAAUUCAAGGUGCGAUUUCUAAGAUGGAUCCGGAGAUUAUCAAAUCGCUGUUAGCUACUGGUGCUAACCCUUCCGAUACCUCGACCAGAUCUCUAUCGGUUCCGUCUACUCCAAAGGAAGAUCAUCAACGGAUCCUGAUUUCUCCGGUCCAUGCCCCUCUCACCAGGCCCAGUACAGAACUUGUCUCUGGAACUGUACCUAUGACAAUUUUCUACAAUGGGACCGUCUCAGUUUUCCAAGUGUCUCCUAACAAAGCUGAGGACAUUAUGAAGGUGGCCAUGGAAACAUCACCAAAGAAAGACAAAUCUAUGGAGAAAGAUCUCUCGGUAAUUCCUCCGACCACCUUAAGAACAAAGCUCUUUGGCCAGAAUAUAGAUGGAGAUCUUCCCAUCGCAAGGAGGAAGUCACUGCAAAGGUUUCUUGAGAAGCGCAAGGAGAGAGUAGUAUCAACAUCUCCUUACUUUCCGACAUCGGCCUAAACAAAGCCCUUAUCUCCUUUUUUGAUUGGGACACGAAACCAAAUGGUCAUGUAACCAUCCAAGACAUCGAUGUUCGUUUCGCAUUUGGCUUCUCCUCAAUCUUUUGGAAUCCCCUAUCUUUCGCAGAUUAGUAUGUAAUAUAAGAGCAUAUGUUGCUAUUUUGUUAAAUGUUUAUUGUUUUUAAUGUUCAUUGACGCUAUGCGCUAUGGUAUAAGUAUAUUUCUUAUAUAUUUCCCCCUA